This is a messenger RNA of Protomyces lactucae-debilis, 603 nucleotides long. RefSeq names its product 60S ribosomal protein L15b. The coding region runs from base 1 to 603 and encodes 200 amino acids. The transcript has 2 exons. NCBI's taxonomy places the organism in Eukaryota, Fungi, Ascomycota, Taphrinomycetes, Taphrinales, Protomycetaceae. Gene Ontology annotation, cellular component: ribosome; cytosolic large ribosomal subunit. The record is from RefSeq and is a predicted model, not a curated record. Gene Ontology annotation, molecular function: structural constituent of ribosome; RNA binding. Gene Ontology annotation, biological process: cytoplasmic translation.
AUGGGCUCAUACAAGUACCUCCAGGAGCUCUACAAGAAGAAGCAGUCGGAUAUCCUCCGAUUCUUGCUCCGUGUACGAUGCUGGGAGUACCGACAGCUCCCUGUCGUUCACCGUGCCUCGCGCCCUUCGCGACCAGACAAGGCUCGUCGUCUGGGUUACAAGGCAAAGCAGGGAUACGUCAUCUACCGUAUCCGCGUGCGUCGUGGUGGUCGUAAGAAGCCAGCACCCAAGGGUGCUACUUUCGGUAAACCCACCAACAUGGGUAUCAACCACCUCAAGUACCAGCGUUCUCUGCGUGUCACUGCUGAAGAGCGUGUUUCUCGACGAUGCGCCAAUUUGCGUGUGCUCAACUCGUACUGGAUCAACCAGGAUGCCACCUACAAGUUCUUCGAGGUGAUCCUCGUUGACCCUUCGCACAAGGCUAUUCGUCGCGACCCACGCAUCUCUUGGAUCUGCAACCCUGUUCACAAGGGACGUGCUCAGCGUGGUCUCACCUCCAUUGGCAAGAAGUCCCGUGGUAUCCACAAGGGACACACCUCCCAGCAAAACAGGCGUCGUCACUGGAAGCAGCACAACUCGCUUUCUUUGCGCCGAUACCGUUAG